UGUGGUCCAGCGCCGUUGGCCGCGGCGCAGUCGGCAAUCGGUCGGCCGACUGGCGGGCGCUUCGCGGUUUGAAUGGCUGGGGGCCCAGGCCCUCGGCUCACCUGAGGCCCCGCCGCCCAGGUGUGCGCUAUGCCGUCGGGAGGCAACCAAUCGCCGCCGCCGCCCCCCCCUCCCCUUCCGGCGGCGGCGGCCUCAGAUGAGGAGGAGGAGGAGGAUGCCGAGGCGGAGGACGCAGCGCAGUCGGCCCGGUCGCCGGCCCCUCAGACCCAACAGCGGUUCGACGAGCUGUGCAGCCGCCUGAACAUGGACGAGGCGGCUCGGGCCGAGGCCUGGGACAGCUACAGGAGCAUAAGCGAGAGCUACACGCUGGAGGGAAAUGAUCUUCAUUGGUUAGCAUGUGCCUUAUAUGUGGCUUGCAGAAAAUCUGUGCCAACUGUAAGCAAAGGGACAGUUGAAGGAAACUAUGUAUCUUUAACUAGAAUCCUGAGAUGUUCAGAGCAGAGCUUAAUUGAAUUUUUUCACAAGAUGAAGAAAUGGGAAGACAUGGCAAACCUACCCGCACAGUUCAGAGAACGGACUGAGAGAUUAGAAAGAAACUUCACUGUUUCUGCUGUAAUCUUUAAGAAAUAUGAACCCAUUUUUCAGGACAUUUUUAAAUAUCCUCAAGAGGAGCAGCCUCGUCAACAAAGAGGAAGAAAACAGCGGCGACAGCCCUGUACCGUGUCUGAAGUUUUCCAUUUUUGUUGGGUGCUUUUUAUAUAUGCAAAAGGUAAUUUCCCCAUGAUUAGUGAUGAUCUGGUUAAUUCUUAUCAUCUUCUGCUGUGUGCUUUGGACUUAGUUUAUGGAAAUGCCCUUCAAUGUUCCAAUCGUAAAGAACUUGUGAACCCUAAUUUUAAAGGUCUAUCUGAAGAUUUUCACGCUAAGGAUUCUAAACCUUCUUCCGACCCACCUUGUGUCAUUGAGAAACUCUGUUCCUUACAUGACGGCCUAGUUUUGGAAGCAAAGGGAAUAAAGGAACAUUUCUGGAAACCCUAUAUUAGGAAACUUUAUGAAAAAAAGCUCCUUAAGGGAAAAGAAGAAAAUCUUACUGGUUUUUUAGAACCUGGGAAUUUUGGAGAGAGUUUGACAUGUUCCAGAGAUCCAACCCAGGCUAUAGCCAACAGAUUGAAAGAAAUGUAUGAAAUAUAUUCUCAGCAUUCCCAGCCAGAUGAGGAUAUCAGUAAUUGUGCUAAAGAAAUUGCCAGCAAACAUUUUCGUUUUGCAGAGAUGCUUUACUAUAAAGUGUUAGAAUCUGUUAUUGAGCAGGAACAAAAAAGACUGGGAGACAUGGAUUUAUCUGGCAUUCUGGAACAAGAUGCAUUCCACAGAUCGCUCUUGGCCUGCUGCCUUGAGGUCGUCACUUUUUCUUAUAAGCCUCCUGGGAAUUUUCCAUGUAUUACUGAAAUAUUUGAUGUACCACUUUAUCAUUUUUACAAGGUGAUAGAAGUAUUCAUUAGAGCAGAAGAUGGCCUUUGUAGAGAGGUGGUAAAACACCUUAAUCAGAUUGAAGAACAGAUCUUGGAUCAUUUGGCAUGGAAACCAGAGUCUCCACUCUGGGACAGAAUUAGAGACAAUGAAAACAGAGUUCCUACGUGUGAAGAGGUCAUGCCACCUCAGAACCUGGAAAGAGCGGAUGAAAUUUGUAUUGCUGGCUCCCCUUUGACUCCCAGAAGGGUGAGUGAAGUUCGUGCUGAUGCUGGAGGACUUGGAAGAAGCAUAACGUCUCCAACCACAUUAUACGAUAGGUACAGCUCCCCAACAGCCAGCUCUACCAGAAGGCGGCUAUUUGUUGAGAAUGAUAGCCCCACUGAUGGAGGGACACCUGGCCGCAUCCCCCCACAGCCUCUAGUCAAUGCUGUCCCUGUGCAGAAUGUAUCUGGGGAAGCUGUUUCUGUCACACCAGUUCCUGGACAGACUUUGGUCACCAUGGCAACAGCCACUGUCACAGCCAACAAUGGACAAACAGUGACUAUUCCUGUACAAGGCAUUGCCAAUGAAAAUGGAGGAAUAACAUUCUUCCCAGUCCAAGUCAAUGUUGGGGGGCAGGCACAAGCUGUGACUGGCUCCAUCCAGCCCCUCAGUGCUCAGGCCCUGGCUGGAAGUUUAAGCUCUCAACAGGUGACAGGAACGACCUUGCAAGUCCCUGGUCAGGUGGCCAUUCAACAGAUUUCCCCAGGUGGACAACAGCAGAAACAAGGCCUACCUUUAACCAGCAGCAAUAUUAGACCCAGGAAGACCAGCUCUUUAUCGCUUUUCUUUAGAAAGGUUUAUCACUUAGCAGGUGUCCGUCUUCGGGACCUUUGUGCUAAAUUGGAUAUUUCAGAUGAACUGAGGAAAAAAAUCUGGACCUGCUUUGAAUUCUCCAUAAUUCAGUGUCCUGAACUUAUGAUGGACAGACAUCUGGACCAGUUGUUAAUGUGUGCCAUUUAUGUGAUGGCAAAGGUCACAAAAGAAGACAAGUCCUUCCAGAAUAUUAUGCGUUGCUAUAGGACUCAGCCACAGGCCCGGAGCCAGGUGUAUAGAAGUGUUCUGAUAAAAGGGAAAAGGAAAAGAAGAAAUUCUGGCAGCAGUGACAGCAGAAGUCAUCAGAAUUCUCCAACAGAACUAAACAAAGACAGAACCAGUAGAGACUCCAGUCCUGUCAUGAGGUCAAGCAGCACCUUGCCAGUUCCACAGCCUAGCAGUGCCCCUCCUACACCUACUCGUCUCACAGGUGCCAACAGUGAUGUGGAAGAGGAGGAGAGGGGAGACCUUAUUCAGUUCUACAACAACAUCUACAUAAAACAAAUUAAAACAUUUGCCAUGAAGUACUCACAGGCAAAUGCAAUGGAUGCUCCUCCACUCUCUCCCUAUCCGUUUGUAAGAACAGGCUCUCCUCGCCGAAUACAGUUGUCUCAAAAUCAUCCUGUGUACAUAUCCCCGCAUAAAAAUGAAGCAAUGCUUUCUCCUCGAGAAAAGAUUUUCUACUACUUCAGCAACAGUCCUUCAAAGAGACUGAGAGAAAUUAACAGUAUGAUACGGACAGGAGAAACGCCAACCAAAAAGAGAGGGAUUCUUCUGGAAGAUGGAAGUGAAUCACCUGCAAAAAGAAUUUGCCCAGAAAAUCAUUCUGCCUUAUUACGCCGUCUCCAAGAUGUAGCUAAUGACCGAGGUUCCCACUGAGGUUAGUCUGUUGUACUGAAACUGUCUUUUCACAAACUCUGUUUAGCAGCAUCAUGUAAUGCAUGCUGGAUUAUGGGGCUCUUUUCCUUAAUCCUUCCAGUAUCCUUAGGAUAUUUUUACUUAUCCCAACUGCCUUUUUCCCUACCUUUCAGUGCUUGCCAUCAAGGCUGCUUAGAAUCCAAACUUGGAUUUUUUUUAACUCUUUGGCAAAGCUACUACAAGAAUUGCAGAGAACAGAGCGCACUCAAACGUGUGUAUAAGAGGUCUCUGUUAGCGUGUUCCAGCAGAGGAACUGUAUUUCAGUUCAUUCCUACCUGGCCCUCAUGAAAAGCAAAAGUAGGUAUUUUUGUCCUAAAACACUUGGUAGGAGUGUAAGAUUUUUGCAUUCCUAAAAGGUGACAAGGUAGAGCGCCCAGAUUUGAAGGUCCUAGGUUAUGAGUCCAGUCUCCCAUUCCCUUUGUGUAAUUCUUCCCUCUCCCCAUUAGGUGUGGUGCAGUGUGACAAGUGCUUGACUGGUGUGCAGUGUGUGAGUGAACCUGUAUAAGAAGUGGCACUUUAGGGCUGUAUAAAGCAUGAUUUUGGAACCCAGAUUUUGCUGUAUAUUUGCAAUGGCACUUUCUACAAUAUGAACUUCAUUAAGUACAAAACUUCUAGGCUGAACUUAAUUCAGUAUCUUCUUUGAUGCUUUUGUACUUUUUAAAAAUUGUUAAAGCCCCAGUAGCUACCUUUUGGUUUUGGGCAUGUGUUUUAAAUUCUCCAUUUUUUGUUGAUAGGGAUCAGCUGGCUAGUAAAGAGUUUAAAUCAAGUUGAAUUAAGAGAUUAUGAAAAAUUAUGACCUCUUCCUUUAGGAGGUAGUUAUCCAAAAGACGUGUGUCUUUAUUAAGGUGAUAUAUUUUAAAUAUCUUUGGGUGUGUUCCUGGAAGUUUAAAAAAUAGAUUGGAGAAUUUAGGUUUUUAUUAGUACAUAGUACCAUUUAUACAAAUUAGAAAAUGUUAAUUUAACAGCUACUGAAUUAUCUAUAUAUACCUUUAUUAAUCACUAUUGUUCCAGCAGUUUUAAAGUUGAAUGAAUAAUCUUAUUAGGGAGAAAAUUCAAUUGUAAAUUGAAUCAGUAUAAACAAAGUUACUAGGUAACUUCAUAUUGCUCUGAAAGAAAUAUGGAACUUACUUACACUGUUCAAUUAGAAUAGUGUUCUGCAAAAAUAUUUAUAAAACCUCUCAAGAUACUUACUGCUACUGUAAUUUUAUAUGAAAAUAAGUAUUUUUCAAUAAAGCACUUAUAAAUUAA
Molecule: messenger RNA, 4488 nt
Organism: Orcinus orca (killer whale)
Lineage: Eukaryota; Metazoa; Chordata; Mammalia; Artiodactyla; Delphinidae
Gene: RBL2
Product: RB transcriptional corepressor like 2
Exons: 20
Coding region: 130-3201 (1023 amino acids)
Biological process (GO): regulation of transcription by RNA polymerase II; negative regulation of G1/S transition of mitotic cell cycle; cell differentiation
Cellular component (GO): nucleus; transcription regulator complex; chromatin
Molecular function (GO): RNA polymerase II transcription regulatory region sequence-specific DNA binding
Source: RefSeq, a predicted model, not a curated record